UGUUGAUUAGAAGGUGGCGGCGUUCAUGAUUUGCUAAUUCAAUUCAAUUAGACAAAUAUCAUCUGGAAAUGUAGAACCUUCGCAAAUCAGCGCAUGUUGUAUUUGGAAAGUCUGAUGCAGCUGCGGCCUGUCAAACAUCUUCCCUGCCAAGUUGUAUUUCAAGAAGAUUUUCUUAACUGUGUAUUCCAUGCGAUGUCAGGGUUUGCCAUUCCAAGUUGACAGAUCGACCGCCAAGCUCAAAAAUGAAGAGACUCAAAUUGCUCGCAACCGAUUAAGAAAUGGACGUUGCGUUCGAAGACAUGAUUUUAGUAAGAGUGAAAGUCUGUGAAAAGGGCAAAAUGUGAGCAUCAGAAGUCAGUUUAUGAGAAAUUCUACGAAAUGCCAGCAUUGCGGAAAGAAAAAUUUCUUGAUGAGUCUACAGCGAAUGAUAGAGGCCACAAGAAUCAGUCUAAGUCAUCGUCGGUUGAAACGAAAACCAACCAAACAAGUUUGCCUUUAGAACUUUGGCGAGUUGUAUUUUCUUACCUGUCCAUCAGAGAUCUUUGCAGAUGCUGUCAAACUUGUACAGACUGGAAUGAGUUAGUGAUAAGUUUGGACUCAACAAGAUGGAGAGAGCUUUUUCUACAACAAAAGUUCGCUAAACGUUGGAAACAUCCGAACUGGCCUAAUUCAACUCACAUCGAUCCAAAAUCAUGGCGCUCCACUUACAAGAUUCAUUCACUAGCGGCCCAGCAAUGGCUGAAGACGAGUGUAGAUGCAAGUUGCACUUUUCAUGGCGGAAUGCUGAGUUUGUUAAGAGGUCCAAGGCAAAGAAAAGUGAUACACGUAGGACCAGGCAGAAAAUAUUUCACCAUAAACAGGGCUCUUUCUGCAGCAAAGCCUUUUGAUAGAAUUGUUCUAGACGCAUGUCAUUAUCAACAGUUUCCUCUUGCUCUUAAAUUCCCGGUGGAAAUUGUAGGCACUGGAGAUCCAGGAAAAGUUGUUAUAACAAUGUUGAUAGAACAUACAGCAUCGUCAGCCAGAAUCGCUAAUGUCAUGUUGAAACCGAGUUACCCAAGGCAGAGAGGUAGGGGAGGAUCAUCAUCAGUUUUGAUAGAGGUUUUUUCUGGGCAUCUGCAGCUGGAUAACUGCUUGUUUGAGCAAGGGCAAGUUCACGUAAAUGCUCCAGCCACUGUCAACAUUCGCUAUUGCACAUUCAACUCUUCACAUGUCAGUUUCAAAGGAACUGGGUUCAGUAACGUCAGCAACUGCAAGUUCAAGCCAGACAGGGUUGCUGUUGCUGUUGAGGAACCUAGCCUAUCUUUAAAGACACGAAUGUUGCAUCCAUAUGUUGGAGGCUGGGUGGAAAUGGUUCAAAGUGCAAAUUUAAAAGAAUAUUAUAACAGAAAAGUGCGAUACAGGAACAGCAAGGCAAAAAUGUAUAGCGAAAAUGAGCUGGGUGUGAGUGCAUCUGCAGAAAGCUUCGAGUCGUCAGAAAAGUCAUCAGGGACUUUACUGGACACUGAAAAUGAAAACGAGACAUCUAGAGGGAAAAAAGGAGAGCCCGGAUACAGCGACAUGAUCAUAGAUAACAAUUAUGAUUGUUUUGAUGAUGAAACAAAAGGAAUAUUAAAUUCGGUUCGGGGAAUCAUUUUUACAAACAAUAAAAUAGAAGGGGGACGUGGUGGUGUUACGGUGAGUAGGCUUGGUCAUGCAUGGAUCGAAGGAAAUGUAUUCUCUGGCCUUGUUUAUGGAAUUCGCUGUAUGCAGAGUGCAAGGGCUGUCAUAUUGGCAAACACGAUCAGCAACUGCGAGACCUCCGCUAUUUUUAUGAGAGAGCAUUCUAAUGGGCUUGUAUGUGGCAAUCAAAUUUUCAGCAACGGUGAAGCGGGCAUUGAUCUGAGGAGUAACGCGAAUCCAAUGAUACAAAACAACCACAUAUUCACAGGGAAGCGGUCUGGAAUUGUCUGUUUAGACAAUGGCAGGGGUAUAAUUAGAGAUAAUGACAUUUACAACAAUAAAGAGGCUGGGGUUUACAUAUUGUACAAGGGAAACCCGGAUGUCAUGUACAACCGCAUAUGGUCCGGUCGUGCAGCAGGAGUUGCGGUAACGGAGGGCGGCAAGGGGCACAUCUCUUACAAUGACAUUUGCGGCAUGGAAUGGGCUGGCAUUGAUAUAAGGAAUGGCGCAGACCCGGUCGUGUCACAUAACAGGAUACGGAAAGGUCAGGCGGAUGGCAUCGUCAUUGGGGAAGGCGGCAAGGGCAUUUUAUACGAUAACGACAUCGAAGGAAACCGAGGUUGUGGGAUUUGGAUACUGGACGGUGCCAAGCCAGUGAUUCACACCAACCGCAUCAAAGAUUCUGGAGACUCUGGCAUCGCCUUCGUUAGCAACAGUGACCUUGACCACGAUUCGCAGCAGCUUCAUGCUCAGUUUUUGCAACAAGAACAACACCAGGAAAUCGGAGAAGUUGUUGAGAGCAGCGACGAGGAGGAAUUUGUCCCUCCAAUCAACGAUUUUGAGGAGCCGGAGUCACGUUUCGUACUCGUUUCUAGGCCAGACAAGAAAUUGCCCCAAGUCGAGUUCAAUAAGGUAACAAAGAACCGUGGACAUGGAUUGCUGUAUGGCGGCAGCGACGGAGUUGUUGCUUCGCGCAACACCAUAAGCUAUAAUAUGAAACACGGGGUCUUGUUAACAAGGCCAGCUGAAAUAUCACUGCAGGACAAUAACAUAACAUUCAACAACCAUUCUGGUAUUUGUGUGUUGCUCGGUGUAUGUUGCACGAUACAGGGGAAUGGCAUAUACCACAACAAAGAACAUGGUAUCCAAACUGCUGGCGUUGGAAUAAUUAAAGAAAAUGACAUCUUUGGUCAUAAAAUGGCUGCUGUUCACAUUAAGAUGCAGGGAGACCCCCACGUAACGAGAAAUCGACUGCAAGGUAUCCAACAAGAAUGCGUGUACGUGGAGGACAACACGCGGGGUUUGAUAGAGCAAAAUGAGAUUCACCACUACAGCUUCGUCAAUCCAAUUUACUACCAUCAGCACAGUCAAGUUCAAAUUGCUAACAACAAAUUUCAUGUUUUGAUAAAGCAAGAUAAUGACGGCCUAGAGACUGCAAUCGACUUGGAGUAUCUUAAUCUAAGCAAUCCUUCGCCAAGGCCAAUCAUGAAUAAUGAUAGCGAGAACAGAGGACCGUUCUUUUCCAGUCCAAAUCACGAGAAGAGAAGAGUAGACAUGCGUAGAAAUGUUGCUAUCAGUGCUUUGUGCUCUAUUUUGUAACCUCUAAAGGGUUCCUUUCAAAGGCUUCUCGCAACCUCGAGAUUGAUUUAAGCUCUUCAUAAGUACAGAUUUUUAUAUUCUCACAUGCAUCAGACCUUCAGCGUAACCGCUUACCAAUGUUUAUAAUCAGGGUCUUGUGUUUUGUAUUGGCUUUCGGACGACACUGCAAUGUUUACAAAUAUACUUUUGACAAAAUUGCACCUUCCAACUGAGUGCGAAGUUUUGAAACCUCUAAAUCAAUGGCCAAUAACACGAUGCUUUUCCAUCCCUAAAAAAACUUCACCAGCUGCAGUACUCUCAACUUACCAAGAAGCUGUUUAAGUGUGCGUAUUCAAUAAUGUCGGGAAAUGCUCAGGUUAUUCACAAUAAGUCAAUUACUGGAAGAUAUAAGUAGUGGUGGACACUUGGUCAAAUAAUGGGGGCAAGUCUAUUGUUUCGGUAAGGUGAUGUCACAUUUUUCCAUUGUUUUAAAACAAAUGACCAUUUCUUCCAAUAUAUUGGAAGGCAACUGCCUCUACGCCCCCCUCUCCCCAGGUGGCCGCUACUGGAUAUAAGUUUUAAGAGCUUAAAGGCUUUGACAAGUUGAAGAAAGUUACCUGAUCUAUAAAAAUAUGACAAUGCAGCUCAAUUGAAGGAAAUAAAUUUCCGCGUUUCCGACUGUGUUCACUUGAGACCGGUUGAAUUUGGAACGGUACUAAAAUAGGUACGGGUGGGCUAGCAACGGGUUUAUCUGUUCCAAACAACAAUUGAGUCUGGUUUUUAGACACUGGAGUUUCAUCAUGCGCCCAGGUACCCCCAUUUUUCCGAAGUGAUUUCAGAACCGCUGAACGUGGAUGCGGUCAAGUAUCAAUAAUUCUUUCUAAAAAAAUUGGGAUUGGUUCGGAAUGGUACCAAAUUGUCACAAAUGUCUUGUGUAAAUGCAGGCUCGUCUACUGUUCGGACACACAAUCUUCUUUUCACAUUGGCAUGUGGUGCAAAAUUGACAUGCGCAAAAAUGUGUGUCAAAUCGAUGCUUUUGCGGUAUUAGGUAUGAGGCAUGAAAAGAAUUAAAGUUGAGACAGCAUAGUGCUUGUCAGUUGCUUGAUUCUGACUAAAGGUUCUCUUGUGAAAUCAUCUUGCUGAAGAUCUUCCAAACAUUGCUAUUGUCACCCCGAUUUAUAAAAAUGAUGCUUUAGUGCUUUUAAUGUAGAUAUUCGUUUAAAACGUUAUUUAAUAUUUUUAGCUUAUUUAAAAAAAAGGAAUGAUACUUUCCUUUAAUUUUUUACAUAAAUUGUCGAGCUUGUGUGGAUUUUGUUAACGAAAACCUCUGGCCCUGUUAUGCGUGAUGGCUGCUCGGUAACUACAAGCUACCCUGGAUUUUAACUGUGUUUCACCCUCUUUCUGUACGGUUUAGAAUCAGUAUGUGGUUCUAACGUAGUGGCUUGUCGGAUUCCCAUACAGCAAACCUAUAAAUGUGUCUUACGGUGUUUUAAACAUUUGGAAAGAAUUUUUCGGGGUGGGGAUGUUAACGUGGGUAUUUUAGAUGCUAUUUGUCUGUUUAUGCCUUUAAGCAGAAAAUGAUGAAUAGAAAUGUCAGUAAAUCGUCAAAUAUUCGUUAACUUUACAAGCUUUAACAGUUAUUGUUCCCUUGUUUGGAAUUGUGUAGGACAGUCCGUGCAUUAGUGCACUAGUAUCUUCCCGAUCGAAAAUUUAUCAAGAAGCAUGGUUUUUUGGAGGGACGUGUUUUGAUUGGAGGACUCUUCAAGAGCUUGCAGGAGCUGUAUUUAAAUCUGCUAUUACCAAAACGCAGAUAUGCAAUUUCAUUCUAACUUGGCUGUUAGAGGAUUGCAUACACUUUUGUUUAAUUAGCGAUUUCCCACCAAAAUGGCGUUUGAAUAAAAUUGAAAUGUUGUAUGCAUAAUUGUAAAUAUUCGCUUUUGUGAUUGAAUUUUCGUAUUAAGGUAGCGUGCUUUCUUCCACGUCAGUUUCUCCUGUUGUGCAAUGAUAGGAAAUUGCUACUGUGGUAACUUACACGGAUAAUUCCUUGAAUUUUUAGAAAAGAUAAAAUGUAGUCCGCCUUCUAA
Rhopilema esculentum is the source of this 5321-nucleotide messenger RNA. RefSeq lists its product as uncharacterized. NCBI's taxonomy places the organism in Eukaryota, Metazoa, Cnidaria, Scyphozoa, Rhizostomeae, Rhizostomatidae. Gene Ontology annotation, biological process: ubiquitin-dependent protein catabolic process; regulation of apoptotic process. Gene Ontology annotation, molecular function: protein binding. The record is from RefSeq and is a predicted model, not a curated record.